UUGGAGCACUACAGUUCUGCUACGGACAGUCACGAGAGCUAAGCGGCGAGCGUCAAAUGGAAUCUAACCGGACCGCAUCCAAAGAGGACGAACAUGGCAGUGCUGCGCAAAGCGUGGAACAUCAUCCGAUGAUCAAAUUCAUCGAGCUACAGGACAAGCAAAACAAUGCAACGGAAGUACAAAUUCCAGUACCGUACGGUAGCAUUGCCGGCAAGUGGUUCGGUCCUAAGGAUAUCCGGCCAAUCCUGUGCCUUCAUGGGUGGCUUGAUAACAGUGGCACGUUCGACCGGUUGAUUCCAUUGCUGCCGGAAAAUGUCAGCUUUCUCGCUAUCGAUCUGCCCGGCCACGGCUAUUCCUCGCGGAUACCCAACGGGAUGGCGUACUACCAGACCGAUUGUAUCCCUUUGAUACUGCACAUAAUGCGCGAGUACGGCUGGUCGAAGGUGUCCCUGAUGGGCCACUCGAUGGGUGCGAUCAUAUGUUUCAUUUUCGCCGCCCUGUUCCCAGAAAAGGUAGAUCUGCUGAUCGGUUUGGACGCACUGAAACCCCUCUCCUACCAGCCCGAACGGUUUCCGCAGCGUGUGAACAAGAUGAUGCAGAAGUUCAUCCAAGCAGACAUUCGCAAUCAAGAGCGAUCGGAACCACCCUCGUACACUUACGAAGAGAUGAUGGAUCGAUUGUACGAAGGGACGUCCGCCUCGGUGUCCAGGGAAACGUGUCCCUAUCUGUUGCAGCGCAACAUUAAACCUUCGCGUAAGUUCCCCGGGAAGUAUUUCUUCGAUCGCGACAAUCGAAUGAAGUACAACGUGAUCCCGGGCUGGGCGGACAGUAUUAACGUGGAGUUGGCCAAACGUAUUAGCGCACCGUUUCUGACGGUGAAGGCGCUUGACUCGCCGUACCCGGGUUCGAAGGAAGGCUUCGAACAAACCGUGGCUGUGCUGAAGGAAUCGAACCCGAAGUACGAGGUGGUCUUCGUCAAGGGUUCGCACCAUGUCCAUCUGACGGAACCGGAAAACGUUGUGCCCAUCAUAGUGGACUUUUUGCGGAAACACUGGCACAAGGAGCAGGAUAUCGUUAGCAAACUGUGAGGCUUUGGGAGGGAAAAUUGGUGCACAGGGUUUUAUGAUAAUGGUUGUUAGAAAAUGUUAAUAAAUUGAUCAUGCAUCUAAUGCGCUUA
Anopheles coustani is the source of this 1177-nucleotide messenger RNA. Its product is annotated as probable serine hydrolase. NCBI's taxonomy places the organism in Eukaryota, Metazoa, Arthropoda, Insecta, Diptera, Culicidae. The record is from RefSeq and is a predicted model, not a curated record. The transcript has 2 exons. The coding region runs from base 57 to 1088 and encodes 343 amino acids.